Molecule: messenger RNA, 714 nt
Organism: Penicillium taxi
Lineage: Eukaryota; Fungi; Ascomycota; Eurotiomycetes; Eurotiales; Aspergillaceae
Product: mitochondrial 54S ribosomal protein mL54
Exons: 2
Coding region: 1-714 (237 amino acids)
Cellular component (GO): mitochondrial large ribosomal subunit
Molecular function (GO): structural constituent of ribosome
Source: RefSeq, a predicted model, not a curated record
AUGAUCUGCAGAAGCUGCCGAACAGGCAUGCUAGCCCGGCUAAACCAACAACAGUCGAUGACCUGGACUACAGCAGCUGUGCGCCAACUGCCAAUUGCCCGUCCUCAAUUGCGAUCAUACAGUGACAUUAUUCCUCCUCCUCCCUCUGCACCACGCCAACCGACCGCUGGUGAUAAGUCAACUCCAUCCGCCAUCUCCUCCGCCACCCCCGGCGUUUCUCAGCCCUUGAGCACACCUGAAGGCAUUCACACUGAUGCAAAGCCUGCUGCUCCCUCCAAACCUGUCAUUGAGCGUCCACCAAGUAGCUGUCCGGCCGGAACCAAGAUGAACGGUUUGAACUAUUUCAAAAACAAGCCAGACGUCUUCGCCAAGGAAGACUCGGAGUACCCAGAUUGGCUAUGGGAUCUUUUGGCCGAUCCAAGCAAGCAGUCCAAGUCUGACAAUGGUGGUGUCGACGUGAGCACACUGAACAAAAAGCAACGGAAGCGCUACGAGAAAAAGCUGGCUGCUCGUACUGGCCAUGUUGCACCAACGAUCCCUGCCCACCACCACGCUGACGAUAUUACACCUGCUUCGUAUAACCGCGACGUACUCCCAGAGGACGCACUGGCCGAGGCUGCUGCGGGAUUCGAAAAGCGUGAAGAGGUUAUCAAGAGUGCCCGCCAAGCUCGGCGGAAAUCUAUCAAGGAAGCCAACUUCCUGCGCGGUCUGUAA